CUGGGUUAAAUGAUCCGAGGGAUUUCUUAACAGUCAUAGGGAAAAGAUAGUUUCUACGCCUUUUUGGAGAGGCAUCAUUGCUGGUUCCGAUUGUGUGUUACUUGCUAGACGCGGAUGAUCUCGUUCCAUACAACCAACAAAAGUAAACUUUAGGGCCAAUAUGUGGGCUAUAAAGGAGGAAGGUUGCACGCAUAUUUUGGCCUCUCGGCCUGUAGAUCUCUAAGCCAGAAAUUGUACCGGCCGCUUUGUGUUCCUCGAUCCGGUCAUUGAUCGGACGACUAAGGGAGUUAUACCACUGUUUCUUUCUCUUGUUUAUUUUAGGAAGCAGUGACCUUUACAUUACUAUCUUUAGAAAUAUUAUUCUACCGUACUUCUCUCUUUCCACUAAAAGGUGCUAUUUAGGCUCCUCUUUUUACUUUCUUUAUAAGGUACAAACGUUCUAUGAUGGAGUGGUAGUGCAUCCGCGUGCAAUUUGCCAUCUUCCUCUUGCAAAUUCCUUUUAACGAAAUACUGCGAGAGGUCUUUAAAGAAAGCGGCGCGCGCUUGGAUGUUCCCCACCACACCGAAAGUCGAGACCGUAUCGCUCGUGAGAAGGGGACGUUAUCAACAUCCCGAAGUGAUUCUGGUUAACAAGGAUGGAGGGGUCUUGGCUACAGAUUACGACUGCUGGCGUAGUGAAAGGUGUCGUCGGAAAUAGUCAUGGCAACGCUACGCAAGGACUCGGAAAACUGAAAACAGCUGAUUUCAGUCGUCAUUCCUUGAAGGGCCACCAUCGCUUGGUCACAAGACACCAAGUGGCUAAAGAUACUUGCAACUCUUCCGUUAUGCUUCCGUUCAUAAAAGAAUUACAAUCAUACCUAAGUAAAGUUUUCAGCUCUAAAAAUUUUAAACGACUGCUCUCUGUUUCGGAUCAUAUAAACCGAGCCUCAAACCUUUUUAACACAAGGAAAGAAAAACCAGACAUACAAAAACAGAAGAAAACAGCCGCGGGCUUUAACUUACUGUCGGUUUACUUCAGUGAGGGUUUAGUUCAAGACGUGUGGUUGUCGAUUUUUUCCCCUCCAUUGAGCGGUUAGGACUCGAGCUCUAGGCCGCGAACCCACCAUAGAGAGGCGUAGAGGUUUCCUAGAGUCUACAGGGCAGUGAGAUACUGAUCAAUGCGCGCGGUCCCCUGUCAUCUAGUCCCCUGCACUGGAAAUUCGUAGAGGGAUCAACAAGGAGCAUGCGACAGUCACUGACCCUAGGCCCCCCUAGAGGUAACUCCGGGAAAGUAAAUUUGGGUGGCACCAACAUCCAUUUGUCACUGCGCAAGCAAGUUAGCUUGGAGUAAUUUCAUUUUCUCAAACUCUUGGUCUGUUACACUGCAUACUAUGUCAAAAAAUGGACGCCCACCUCAAGGGGGCAGGGAAUCAAUAAUCAAGAAGUAAGAACUAAUUGCUUUGGAAAAACAUUUGCUUACACUCUGAAUGGCAUAAUGCGACGCAGAAAACGGCCUUAUAUAAUUGUCUAUUAGGCUAUGGCUAAUGCUUAUGGAACCUUUCAUAGUUACUAUGAACUUCUGAGGUUUGAGUUGUACAGCGAAGAGCUUAAAGGUUUGAAUUAUACGGUAGAUACCCUGUCUAGUAUAAUCUGG
Molecule: messenger RNA, 1633 nt
Organism: Zophobas morio
Lineage: Eukaryota; Metazoa; Arthropoda; Insecta; Coleoptera; Tenebrionidae
Exons: 11
Coding region: 636-1076 (146 amino acids)
Source: RefSeq, a predicted model, not a curated record